UGAUCUCGUGCACACCGAUGCUGACUUAACGCGCGCGCCGCGACGGGACUGCGCGAGCACGUGAACGCGAUCCCCAGAUCACCUUCAGUCUCUACUCGCAAUCACCCGCCUCGGCCAACAUGAAGGAGCGGAGGGUGAGCCAGCCUCUGGUGGUCCGCUGUAAACUUGUCCUGGUGGGGGAUGUUCAGUGCGGGAAAACAGCGAUGCUGCAGGUGCUGGCCAAGGACUGUUACCCAGAGACUUACGUCCCCACCGUGUUCGAGAACUACACAGCCGGCUUGGAUCUGGAAGAGCAGCGCGUGGAGCUCAGUCUGUGGGACACGUCAGGUUCUCCGUAUUAUGAUAACGUCAGGCCACUCUGCUAUAGCGACUCAGAUGCCGUACUGCUCUGCUUCGACAUCAGCCGACCUGACACUGUUGACAGCUCACUGAAAAAGUGGAAGACCGAGAUCAUGGAUUUCUGUCCCAGCACACGCAUCCUUCUAGUUGGCUGCAAGACAGACCUGCGCACGGAUGUGUGCACACUGAUGGAGCUGUCCAAUCAGAAAAUGGUGCCCAUUUCUCAUGAGCAGGGGUCUUCAUUAGCGAAGCAGAUCGGAGCAGAGGCGUAUCUGGAAUGCUCGGCGUUCACAUCAGAGAAAAGCAUCCACAGUGUUUUUCGCUCGGCUGCACUCGCUUGCCUCAACAAGCUGCAGCCGUCAGUCAAACCCAGCCCGGGCCGGCGACUGUCCAAACGCCUGCUGCACCUGCCUAGCAAGGCCGAGCUUCUGAGCUCCUCCCUCGGCAAGGAGAGGACCAAGAGCUGCUGCAUCAUGUGACUCUUCACAUGUUGAAACAGAUCAACAGAAGGGCAGUUUUGGGGCGAGAAGAGGUUGUGACCUUUGCUGGCUCCUCGUCUCCCCCCACCACCCUCACGUUUUGCCUUCUCCAUUUGAGUUACUUUUAACGUCCUCCCUCUUCCACUUAACUUGGCAGGUUCUGCUGAACUUUCCUUGUGUGGAGGUUUUUUCUAGCACACUUCCUAAAGUUCAGGGUCAUUUCUGCCUGCUGACAGAAGCUUCAUAUGAACUUCAUUUUGUACUUAAGGAACCUGGUUUGUUCAUUUAUGACUUUAAUUCAUUGUUGCGUAUAUGUACAAGAAUGAGAUUUGAACUGUGAAUGCAUUUGAACUGUACAAAAAGGCUUCCUAUACAUGGUUUGCACUUUAGGGUGUUUACUGGACCUCUGAGGUACUGCAUCAUUUUGUACUUUGCAACAUGCCCAAAUAAGGACUUUGGACCUAAACUAUUUUUGUCUAUGGGGAAAAAUGAAUGGCGCUUUUGAAAAUGAUUCUCUUUAUAUCCAGUUGUAAACAAGCCGAUGCAUUUUGUCCUAUGUAGUUUCCCCUAAACAUUCCUAAGUCUCAGAAUUAGACCUUUGAGUCAAAAUAUGAGUAAUCAGAAAAGGAGUAUUUCUAUAUACCAGUGGCGAACCAUGAUCAUUAGAGCUAGGCCAAGAUUAUCAGAGUUUGUUAGCACUAAUCUAACUGUGAUCCUCAUGAACAUUUUUGUCAGUUCUGAUUAAAAACAGACAUUUGAAGCUUCUAAAAGACAUUCUAUGUUUUUUGAAGGUUGUGACAGACAUAGUAGGAUAUAUUUUACCUUUUAGAGGACUGGGAUGGAGCUGCUGCUGCUGCUGCUGUUUUCCAUUUCUAACAACCCGUUGAUUAGACUGCUGCUGGUAUUCACAGUCAUUGACGUAUCUGGGAUUUCCAGCCUAGAGUCACAUUUUUUUGUCACAAAAUUGGAUCCCGCUUACUGCAAAUCAAAAUAUGAUUGGUUAAUUCCUCUGUCACUUCUUAAAUUAUGCAAAUGAUUCAUCUAAUGCCAGGAUUUCCCUUCAGCUCUUGAAAUCUUAACCAAUAGGAGAGCUCGCUAUAUAUGUAUGUAGAUACCACAGAGACAAUCCUGAGUGGCCAAUUUUUUUUUUUUUUGAAAUGCUUUUGUUUCCAUCCAAUAUUUAACAAUGAAACAAAAGUAGUGCUCAUGCAUGAUUUUAAAGAUGUGCCCGCUCUUUGAUCGGCCAUCCCAAAUGUCACCCCAUAAAUUUCUGCCACAUCACUGGCUUCCAGCUCAAUAUGGGGCAGGUGUUUGUGACUUUAGAGGAGAGCUGGUUCAUUAUCGGCAACUGGCAAAACAACUCUCUCUCCAGUCCUGCACAUUUAACUGAAGUCACUAAGUUACAUCAACCUAAGGCUACUAUUGUAACUGUACACUGCAAUACUAUUAUACAACAACACUAGCUUCUCAUAUUUGUAGCCUAAAAUUGCCAAAGCCACUUGACUACCGCAAAACUUGCUAGUUUGCGUGGGAUAUUCUGAUGAGAUUGCCCGUUUUAUGAUGCAACUUAAACGCACAAAAGUAUUAGCCUGCUUGUAGCAUACAUGUAGCAAAAUUCAUAACCACUUAACGACUCCACAAUUCAAAAAAUAUAGUUAUAUUUGGGGGAAACUUACCAAGGACAUAAUGUAUUGUUGGUUAACCACAGCACUUUUUUUCAGUGAGAAAAGAGGCUUAGAGUCAGGACUUGUCUGGAUGCUAAAAGUGAACUACAAAAUGAUGACAAAUCCUCAGGAGUCUACAGGAAACCAGAUUCAGUGAUUGCUGUGUACUUAAUACGUGAGACAGGCCAAAGUAUGAUUGCUGUUUGGUUAGAGGACGCAAAAGGGUAAGGGGAGGAACCGGAGGUUUAUCUCCCCUCGAAAAAGGAAAGAGCCGUUAUAAAUCUGACACCGGAUAGAGCAUGCAAUCACAUUUAGGGAGUUAGAACGUGUUUAAAAUGCUGACUCGUGUUCUAUUUCUCUCGUACUCUCUCACAGAUACAUGCGUUUCCCUGCUUCAUCUCAUGUCUGUCCAUAAAUCUUAGCCAGUGAACCCUUCAGAGAGGGGGCAGCCCGGCCAGUUCCUGAAAUAACAUAAACGAGCUAACAGUUGUUGAAUUUGAAUGGUGCCUGACCCCACAGCUACUGCGGAGUGUAAAGCCUGUUCGAACAGGCUUGGGACCGAGGAGUCAGGGGGAUUAGCUGAGGAGACAGGAGGCCAUUUCAGUCCAGCCCAAUCUGAUGAGAGGUUAGAUAAGAAAAAACACACUUUCCUCCCUUCUCCAAGACUGCCUUCUCUUUGAUUUUCAAUUAUUGAUUAACCCUCUAAAUGGCCAGGGCCCACCAGCUGGCCAAAAGGUUUAUUACACACUUCUAUAACCUAAGAAUACAUACUAAAAUGCUUAGUUCUUCAAGGGCUCUUUAGCAAAGAAAAUGGUUCUAUGUAGAACUAUCAACACUCAAAGAACCAUUUGCAUGAUUAAAUGGGUCUCUGCAUGGUGAAAUGGCUCUUCAAUAGCAGAACCCUUUGUGGUGCUAUAUAGAACCCUUUUCAAAAACCAUCUACCAUCAUUUUUAAGAGUGCAGCUCAAGCAGUUUGCAUUAAUGUCCCUGUAGUUACUGAAAAAUAAGUGUCAGUGUGUAAUAAGCCUGUGAUUUUAAGGGGUUAACUCCUGAGUUGCUGUCUUUACGUUAUGCCUGUAAUUGGUUGAUUUGGACUGUUUUGUUAGAAUAUGAUUACGUUCUUGUCUGGUUUGAACAGCAUUACUCCUUAUAAUCGGCUCUGUUUGGAAGGCUCUUUUGAGGUCACUUUCAGGGAAAGAGUUAUGAUCCAUCUUUGAACCUUAUUUGGGUGAUCUCUCUCGCUUUAAUCCCGCCACGGGAUUGCGUAACUCUGUGAAUCUUUUGGUCAUGUAGCAAUCACUGGAAAGCUCAAAGCACCUCAGUUGACUCUUUGAGAUAUUGACCAUUAUUAUUAUUAUUAUUAUUAUUAUUAUUAUUAUUAUUAUACACCCCUAACUUAUUAAUUGAUAUUAUUAUACAUUGUUAAAUAUAAAUAAUUGCAUCUUUAUUAUAUUUAGGAUGAUAGUUCCAAUUCGUACCCUUGCCAGGAAGUUUUAGUUUAUAUUUACUUUGUGUAAAGAUGCAAUCAGUACAUUUUUUGAGAUUUUUUUUUUUUUUGUGGGCUGAGGAUUCCAUACAUAUGAACAUCUUAUGUCAGAUUGUACCUUUAAAUUUUUAAAACUUAUGGACAUACAAGAAUUUUUUUCCUCCCCAAAGAAAACCUCAUUAAACCAUGCACAAAGAUAAACGAUAACUGACUGAAACCCAUAAAAAAACACAACUGAUUUGACAAUUCCCUUUGAAACCUACUUGUAAACCAUAUAUUGAUUUUUCUAUCAAUUUAACGAGACAAAUGGGCUCCUGACUCAGCUUCUGCCAACAGUAUCAGAUACUCUGAGAAUAGCAUGUUGCGGGGUAAGUGUAGGCCCUCCUACUGGAUCACACAAGUGGGCUUCGGUGUAUAAAUCUAACAGGCUGGUCCUGUCACAGAGUUUUUUCCCCAUCUUUGAACGUGCUGUAAUUUUGUUCAUCUCUUUACUUCGUCAUUCUCUCAUGUUGUGUUCCGACUCUGCCUGCCCGUGUUCCUGUCUUUUGUCUAUCGGCGGGUGGGGAAAGGGAGCCUCUGAAGCUGUAGACUGAAGCCGUAGACUUUGUGAGUUUGAUAUGCACACAGCCUUGUGCAUCACCCUACACGCACUGCGCUGGAAUUCGACGGUGUUGCCUAGCAACAGCCGAGGGGGACGGCAUGUCUCAAGGCUGCCAGAUGAAGAACAAGAAGUGAGGACAGGUUCCCUCAUUGUAGCAUUAUACAUCGUCCUACUGCUGAGGCCUUGGCUAUGAAGAGUACAGAGAAACUUAUGAAAUGAGUUUAUAGGCUGCCUCACACAUUCUCGCUAAGAACACUGUGUAGUGCCACACUGACGUUAUUAUGGCCCGACUGACAAAAUGUUUAUAUCAGUCAGGCUUUAAUUUUACACACACACACCUUCUAUUUUCUUCUUUUUCCCUCCCCUUUGGAUACUUGGUCUGGAUGUACAUAUCUCAGUUUUGUAUAAUAAUCUUUGUACAGCCCUCCACGAAAUAUCUGCAAAAGAAUAAGUUAAUACCUGCUGUACAUUUAUGUGUAACGUUGUGUGCUUUGUGAUUCUAAUUUAUUGAACAAAUUGAUGUUGGGUUUACUUCUGUCCACGUAUUCUCUCCUCUGAUAAGCUGUGGUUCUUGACUUCAUUAAAAACCAGCUUUAUUCUGUAAA
Molecule: messenger RNA, 5174 nt
Organism: Colossoma macropomum (tambaqui)
Lineage: Eukaryota; Metazoa; Chordata; Actinopteri; Characiformes; Serrasalmidae
Gene: rnd1a
Product: Rho family GTPase 1a
Exons: 5
Coding region: 120-818 (232 amino acids)
Biological process (GO): small GTPase-mediated signal transduction
Molecular function (GO): GTP binding; GTPase activity
Source: RefSeq, a predicted model, not a curated record